AUGGCUUCAAAGAUUAAAGCAUCAACUGCUUUAUUUCUCUCCUUCAACCUUCUCUUCUUUGCAACAGUAAGUUCUUCCGAUGACCCCUACGAUAAUGAUUCCUCAAAUGGAGUCGGAGGAAACUCCAAUAAUGGAAAUUCCCAGGGUUCUUAUACAACAACAAAUUCCAGGAACCCUGUUGUUAUCCGUCCUGGAGACAGGCGCAACAAUCUUAAUCUGCUGGGUUGUUUGGUGAAUCUUGACCUUGGCAACGUACCAACCCAGCCAUGCUGCACUCUGAUCCACGGGUUGGCUGAUGUUGAAGUUGCUCUUUGCCUUUGCACAGCCAUCAGAGCUAAUGUUUUAGGCAUUAACCUCAACCUUCCUAUUUCAUUAAGUCUCCUACUCAAUAACUAUGGAAGGGAGAACCCUAGUGAAUACAUUUGCAGCCCAUGA
This is a messenger RNA of Durio zibethinus, 435 nucleotides long. Lineage: Eukaryota; Viridiplantae; Streptophyta; Magnoliopsida; Malvales; Malvaceae. The record is from RefSeq and is a predicted model, not a curated record.